UCUUGUCAGCAGGAAGGUGACAGGCUUGGUUGGAGGGCAAUGAAGGUGCCCAAACUGUGCAAUGGUUAAAGACCACAAGAAAGCCCAGUGUAGAUAGGUCCUGAUAAUAUCUUAAGACCUAGUUCAAGUAGAAAGUUCAAAGGGACUUCACAGACAAGGAUCUUCUAAAAGGAUGUUGCCACCCUCUUCUAACAGAUGUCGUCCCAAUGCAAAAUCAGAGACAAGAAAACCAGUAAGAGAUCUUUCUACACCUAAAAAAGUAUGGGGGCUCCCAGAUAGAAGAUUGAUUUGGGGAAAUCAAGUACCUAUCAGACCUUUAACCUUGUGUGCGUUGUCUGCAAAACAAACAAAGAGAAUUGACCAACUUGCAGAGCCCAAGAAGUCCCUGCUGAAGUUCUGUUCCUGGGAUUCGUCACGGCAUCUACUUUGGAGGAAGGAAUGGAAGGGAAAAAGGGCCAUGAUUGGAGAGCACAAUCGUCGGUGCCGAAAUAGAGGUAACUUGAGGAGAAGACAUAGGAAGAAGCGCAGUCACCGCCAUAGGCGUCAUGGAGAUGAGCGCCUGGACUCCGCGUCUGCUUUAUCCGGGAGCCUUCUUGUUUCACAAAGUCUAGCUCAGAACGCCGCCUUCUUGGAACGGCCCGUAGAAAGGCGACGAAAAACUUUAAAGACCCGACGUCGUCUUGACCCAACUGCAUCACUGCGGAGGAAGAGAAAGAAAGCAAAAAAGCAUCCUCUAAGAUGUCGUCAACGACGACGACGAAAGCGACGUGACAAACGGAAGAUAGUACUACUGGCCUGGGAAGGGGCCCCACAGGAGGACUUGAAGAAAUGGUGCCACACCCAGAAAAGCCAACUUAAGAAAGCCCAACCGAAGACCGAGGAGGGACAAACAUGGGGAAAGCUCGGGCCUGAAUAUCAUAACAGUUGGGGUCGAGGGUCUAUCAUCUGGAAGCUUCCUUCAAAAGCAUUUUUUAGUUAUCCCUCUGCAAGAAUUGAAAAGCUGUCAGAACCAAAGCGAUAUAAAGAAGAAUAUCUACAAAAAAGGCCAUUCAGUUCCCCGACUUGGCACGUGAAAGAUGCUUCACAAAUCCCGGAGGCUUCCAGUAGGGUAGUUCAACUCGCUGUAGCUAAAGCUACACAUCCAGAAUACGAAGGUCCCAAACAGGUUGAAACAAAGAUCCCGCCUACUGCUUUAACUACACAUCCCACAACAAGAGUGGUCACUCUUUCUGAACCAAAGAUCAAAAUAGAAACACUAUAUUUUGAAAGAAGAACAAAUGAGUUGCCAAUUCGCCCUGUAUCCAAUGCUGCCAUGUCGGCCCAACCAAGUUCUCGUACACAACUUCUAGCCAGAGCCAAAACUGUAAAUGAACAGUAUCUUCCAGUGCGUCCAGUUAAGCAGCCAAUACGAAGGUCUACCCUAAAAUAUGUCCCAACCACAAGGAUUGAAGAACUAUCUGUUCCUAAUGCAAGAACACCUUUGACCACCAAUGGUAUUAAUCUAGACGCUUUUAAAGUCAAAGAAGCUGCAAAAGUAGCAAUAUGUUCUCCAAGAAUAGUAAAAUUGGCUGAGCCUGUUAAACGUUGAAUGCACAAAAUACCUCCAACACCAGUGAUGUGUCUGGAUUUGAAGAUGUCUGGCUCUCCUUUCUGCCAGAAAACACUCAGUGAGACCUCUGGGAGAAUCAUCGUAAUGAUUAAACAGCAAUUGUUUUCUUCUGCAUA
This is a messenger RNA of Monodelphis domestica (gray short-tailed opossum), 1725 nucleotides long. RefSeq names its product sperm microtubule associated protein 2 like (gene SPMAP2L). Lineage: Eukaryota; Metazoa; Chordata; Mammalia; Didelphimorphia; Didelphidae. The record is from RefSeq and is a predicted model, not a curated record.